AUGGUGGUGCUGACAAUUGCAUUUCUACUUUCUUUCUUCGAAAAUGAGAAUAAAUCCGUUUCACGAGGUGAAAAUCACUUCAAAUCUAACCAUGUGGAAAGCUUUAGUGCAAGUCAAGGUUUUUUGAAGGGCCAGGUUCACGCUAGUAUGAAAAAAAAAGUGUAUAAUGUGACGGUAAGUGAAAUGCGGUAAAUGACCACCAUUGAAAUGAAAGCUUAUAGAAAAAUACUGUUAAACUUUGUUUAUUUUAAUUUUCUUUUGAGAUAUACCUUGACCAAAACAAUGCGAUUAAAUCGAGCGAGUGCGAGUGCGAGUGUCCAUGGGGAGCUUAUAAAUGUAGCCAUGCUGCAGCUCUGUUCAUCUAUGGAAUUUAUAACUUGAGUUGGACUGAUGUUGAGUGUUCAUGGAAAAAACGGAAUGCACCUGAUAUUUCUCGGAAAUCUAUUUCUGAAAUGUUUCCUCCAACCAAGCCAGGAUAUACAGCCUUACUCCGACAACCAAAUCAAGGCGAUCAAGAAGCGCUGUAUUCAGAAUUGCGAGCGUAUGGAAAGUUCACUGGCCUAUGCUGGCUGUUAAGCCCAGAGCCAAAACAACUGGGGGAUCUGUCUGUCUCAACAGUGGAAGAGCUAAUUUUUUCCGAGGAAUUUCUCACUCUAUCUACUGCUGCUGAACAACUAGAGUUUAUCAGACGAAAAUUAAAGGUUGAGAGAGAAAUUGUAAAUCAGAUCAGCUCUUUAACUGUCAGUCAGGGAAACAAUCCCUCCUGGCAUUUAGUGAGGAAGAGGCGCUUGACUGCAAGCAAUUUUGGCUCCGUCAUCAAUGCUAAGAGGGUUACCCCAUCCCUUAUUAAGCGUCUCUUGGGGGAAUAUGACAUCUCACGUGUCAAAGCUGUGGCAUGGGGAGUCACAAAUGAGGCUGAAGCCAUCAAAACAUUUACUGCCAAAACUCAUCUUGAAGUUGUUGAGACUGGGGUGUGGCUUGACGAGUCAGGCAUUCUUGGAGCUUCCCCUGAUGGAUUAGUGGGUGAAGACCAUGUUCUAGAGGCGAAGUGUUCCUAUACAUUCAGAGAUGCAAGUAUUGAGGAAGCUUUGAAAAGUGACACAUUUUGUUUGGAGAAAAAAGAGGAUGGAUCGUACUCACCAAAAAGGAAUCAUGUCUACUGGCACCAAGUGCAAGGGCAAAUGUACUUAGCCAAACGAAAUUACUGUUACUUUGUUGUUUGGACAAAUCGCUGGUGUGUAGUUAAUGAAAUCAAGAAGGAUCCAUCCUGGGAAGAAAACCUUACCAGGCUCAGGGAAUUUUACUUUAAACACCUCUUCCCCAAAAUUGUUGAGGGAGAACUAUAG
Pocillopora meandrina is the source of this 1346-nucleotide messenger RNA. The record is from the annotation of a GenBank genome assembly. NCBI's taxonomy places the organism in Eukaryota, Metazoa, Cnidaria, Anthozoa, Scleractinia, Pocilloporidae.